This is a messenger RNA of Anopheles arabiensis, 1272 nucleotides long. RefSeq lists its product as uncharacterized. Bases 459 to 944 code for a protein of 161 amino acids. The transcript is spliced from 4 exons. Gene Ontology annotation, molecular function: neuropeptide hormone activity. Lineage: Eukaryota; Metazoa; Arthropoda; Insecta; Diptera; Culicidae. The record is from RefSeq and is a predicted model, not a curated record. Gene Ontology annotation, biological process: neuropeptide signaling pathway.
UAAGCUAUUUAGUGUGCCAAAGGGACUAUUUUUACACUCUUAUGCAUCACCUUACACACCUUUUCAAGCUUUCACAGCGUACUAUCGCACCAGCAGAGCAAUGACGAGCAUCAGCUACAACCAACUCAUUACAACGAAGCGUGGUGUUGUACAGUGCACUAUUUGUUGCUCCCGAUCCGACGGUUGGCUCCCAUUUGGACUUACUCUGCAGGUCGCACUGAUAAGGAAGCCAGCAAGCGCACUACCAUCCCGGCCAGUGGAUCCUUCUGUCGCGGUUUGAUGUCGUCUCAUUCUAGUCCACGAACGGCUGACGGUGAGGAAGCGAAACCGCCAGCACCAUCACCACCAUCAUCACCACCUACAAGAGAUGAAUGGUACGACGUCGUGGCAGACUGGUGGAGCUAGAAGGGUUGCCGGUAUUUUCGGCCGUAUAAAAGAGUUUAAAUAACCACUCAAAGAUGCAUCAGCUAUCCACAAUCUGUUUCACCCUGGUCAUAGUUUCUGUACUGGUACAGAGUACAAACGGAAAAAGAGGAUGCGCCGCUUUUGGCCAUGCAUGUUACGGUGGACAUGGCAAACGAUCAGGAUCGUCCGCAUCCACCCUUUAUCCGGAUGGUCUUGAUCCCUCCAUGGUUGGGCUGGAAGUUCUACCAAUCCCAUACUCGAAGCUGGCCUUGGACAAAUCUAGAUCGAUGGAUUCUGCACCAGAAGGCGUACGUUUGACAAAUGUAUAUGGAUUUGAUGUGCCUGCUGCUUCAACCCACCGCACAGAUACGCGACCAGGAGAACUAAAAUAUGCAAUCUAUGCAAUGCUAAGACAGCUGAUGGAUGAAGCAGCAAUCAAUCGACAGGAACAAUCGCAUCAACAACAACAGGCACAAACCCUGAAUCAACCUCCAUUUCCACACGAGGCUGCGAGUGUAAGCGAUAUUGAGCGCAAGUAAAACUAUGUCGAGUCAAAUUUCUUUGACCAAAUGGAUCUACUGCUCAUCUUCUCAAGAAAUUGUAUCCUGAAUUUAAUGAGUUUAUAUUUGCGUGAAGAAAGAAAAAAAAUGCACACACGCAAUUUAGUUAAUUAUCGGCACCAAUCUAGAGACUAAAAAAUAAUAUGCUCCAGCAGUUAACCAUUAGCGUUGAGCAAUGUAAAUAUAACCAGAAAAAAUACGCAGCACGGUGAAAAAAUGUGUUAAAUAGUUACAUAAGCAAUGAUUGCCAAACGCAAAUGAGGAUGUAAUAAAACAAAUAGUUAGACGGAACUCGUCAUGGCUGGGA